UUCAUCUCCUUUUUUCUCUCUCUAGACCACAUAUUCCCAUGUUCUGAAAAAACUUCCAUUUAUACAUAAAAUCUUAUAGAUUCAUCUGUCCAACUUUUAAAACUCUCUGCUCUGCCCAUCUGUUCUUGGUAUGUCUAAAUAUACUGUCCUGUAAUGAAAUUGGAAAGGAUUGAAAAGAACUCGAACCCAGAGAAAAGGGGCUAUGUUGAGCAGGAUGAACAUGCUCUCGGUUCUCAGUGUGCCUCCACCCAGAUCUUUGAUUGAUGUCUAGAUUUCUCUUUAGCUGGAAAAAAUGCAAUCCGAUCUUGGCAAGUUAUUUAUUGGUGGAAUUUCAUGGGACACUGAUGAAGACCGCCUCAAGGAUUAUUUUAGUACUUAUGGGGAGGUGUUGGAAGCUGUAAUUAUGAGAGAUCGGACCACAGGCCGUGCACGUGGCUUUGGUUUCAUUGUCUUUGCCGACCCUGCUGUUGCCGAGAGAGUCAUCAAGGAGAAGCACAACAUUGAUGGCAGGAUGGUUGAGGCAAAAAAGGCAGUUCCACGUGAUGACCAGAACACCAUGAGUAGAAACAGUAGCAGCAUUCAAGGUUCUCCUGGUCCAGGGUGCACAAGAAAGAUAUUUGUGGGAGGUUUAGCAUCCACAGUCACAGAGAGUGACUUUAGGCAGUAUUUUGAGCAGUUUGGGAUAAUCACGGAUGUUGUGGUUAUGUAUGAUCACAACACUCAGAGGCCAAGAGGCUUUGGAUUCAUCACUUAUGAUUCUGAGGAAGCUGUGGACACAGUUUUGCUUAAAACUUUCCAUGAGCUAAAUGGUAAAAUGGUGGAGGUCAAGCGCGCAGUCCCUAAAGAGUUAUCACUGGGUCCUAAUCGAAGCCCACUUGGUGGAUUUAGCGAUGGUUUUAGCAGGAUCAAUAGCUUCCUUCAUGGCUACACUCCAGGAUACUCUCCAAGUACAGCUGGAGGGUAUGGAGUUAGAAUGGAUGGUAGAUUCAGUCCGAUUGCUGCUGGUAGAAGUGGGUUUCCUCCAUUUUGUCCUGGUUACGGAAUGAACUUGAACUUUGAACCAGGAUUGAGACCAAAUUAUGGGGGCAAUGCAAACUUCAAUACUAAUCUCAGCUAUGGACGGGAACUGAACCCUUAUUAUGUUGGUAACUCAAAUAGAUUUGGUAGUUCUAAUGGGUACGAUGGAGGAAACACUUCCUUUUUCAGUUCAGCAACUCGGAAUUUGUGGGGUAAUGGAGGGCUUAAUUAUGGGGCAAGCUCUACAAGUUCCAGUGGUUAUGUGGGAUCCGGAAGCGGAAGCAUUGGAGGAGGAAAUUUUGAAAACAGUGGAGUUUGGGGUUCUUCUCCAAUUUCACCUCAAGAUAGAGGAAAUGUUCCUAGAUCCAGUGCAAAUUUUGGUUAUGGAGGUGGUAAUAGCAGUUAUGGUUUGGGAGUGGGAGGGCAUGGCAGAAACAGUGCAACUACUGCAGCUCCUUUAUCGUCAUAUGUAGCAUCAAAUGGAAGCUAUGAUGGGGCUAUUGCAGACUUCUAUGGUAGUGGUUCAGUGUAUGAGGACCCCACUUGGCGCUCGGCAAAUCCUGACAGAGAGAGAUCUGGUUCAUUUGGUUAUGGGUUAGACAAUGGAGCCUCUGAUGUCCCACCUAAAAGUUCUCCAGGUUAUGUUGGUGGUUAUAUUAUUAACAGGAGACAGACAAGAGGUAAGCUACUUUUCAUGCAAGAUUUCUUUCUCUUUUUACAUCUAGUAUUGGGUGCAAUGGUGUCUGGCCUAGUAGAGAAAUGA
Molecule: messenger RNA, 1780 nt
Organism: Ilex paraguariensis (yerba mate)
Lineage: Eukaryota; Viridiplantae; Streptophyta; Magnoliopsida; Aquifoliales; Aquifoliaceae
Source: the annotation of a GenBank genome assembly